AAAAGAGAAAAUACUGGAUUUUGAGAUGAAUGGAUAGGUUACCUUUCAGAUCCAAUGGCUAUAACUUCUGGACAUGGAAGGGACGCAAGAUACAUUAUGUAGAACAAGGAAUGGGACGCCCAGUUGUUCUUAUACAUGGAUUUGGUGCUUCUGCAUUUCAUUGGAGAUACAACAUACCUGAAUUGGCAAAGAAGCAUAAGGUCUAUGCUCUAGAUUUGCUAGGUUUUGGAUGGAGCGAGAAAGCUAUUAUCGAGUAUGAUGCAACAGUUUGGAAGGACCAAGUGUCUGAUUUCCUCAAAGAAAUAGUAAAAGAACCUGCAAUCUUGGUUGGAAAUAGUCUUGGAGGGUUUGCAGCUUUGAUGACAGCAGCUGAAUCAGCUCAGCAUGUUCGUGGAGUUGUUUUACUAAAUUCAGCUGGACAAUUUGAAAAUCCAAGUGAACAGCCCAAGAGCAAUGAAGAAGAGACAGUGUUACAGAAGUUUGUGUUCAACACACUGAAGGAAUUCAUCCAAAGAAUAAUCUUGGGGUUCCUAUUCUGGCAAGCAAAGCAACCUGCUCGUGUUGAAAAAGUCCUGAAAAGCGUGUAUAUAAAUGCCUCCAACGUGGACAAUUAUCUCGUGGAAUCGAUAACUAAACCGGCGGAGGAUCCAAAUGCUGGAGAAGUUUAUUACAGAUUGAUGACGAGAUUUAUGUCAAACCAAAGCAAGUACACGCUUAACAGCGUCCUUAGCAAACUCUUGUGCCCAUUGUUGCUGAUAUGGGGUGACUUAGACCCUUGGGUUGAGCCUGCCAAGGCAGCUAGAAUCAAAGAGUUCUAUCCAAACACCACCGUUGUCAAUUUGCAGGCAGGGCAUUGUCCGCAUGAUGAAGUCCCUGAGCUCGUGAACGAAGCUCUACUCAAUUGGCUAUCCUCGUUAUAACUUGAAGUCAUCACCCAAGCAUUGUGAAUUAUUUGUCAAAUACAUUCUUUGUUGGGGUAAAAACUCAACAAUGUAGGUUACAUCUAAUUUAGUCAAUAAAAUGAGAAGCAAUAGGGAUUAGAAGUUA
Molecule: messenger RNA, 1047 nt
Organism: Musa acuminata subsp. malaccensis (wild Malaysian banana)
Lineage: Eukaryota; Viridiplantae; Streptophyta; Magnoliopsida; Zingiberales; Musaceae
Source: RefSeq, a predicted model, not a curated record